AUGGCACAAAAUAGACCACUUGAAGGAGGAAAGAAAAGGCCUAUUUUUCGUAUUGACUGUCCUACAUGCAUUGAUGAAGCAACUUUGCCAUCAUCAGACUCAUUGUCUUAUAAACUAUUAGAUGUAGAAGAAGAAGCAACAUUUGAUUAUCAAGGAACACCAAUAAAUAUUUCAGUUUACUCAUUAAUAGAAACUGAAGAACUUGGCAGUGGAAAUUUUGGAACUGUUAUGUUGGCUGAAGUUAAAGGACGUCCAGAAAUAAAAAUGGCUGUGAAACGAUUAAAUCUAACUCCAAGUCAAAGUAAUCCAAAUGAUUAUACAGCGAAUACUGAUCUUCGAACAAUGCGUGCAGUUGGUUCAGGAUUAAAUCCAUACGUAACUAAGUUCUAUGCUCCAAUAAUUGAUCGUAGCACCUGCCAAUUACUCAUUUGUAUGGAACUAUGUGAAACAUCAAUGGAUACAUUUUAUACAACAAUGCAUGCAAUAGAUAAAACACAACAUCUUGAUUUAUUACUUAAACGCAUGAUUAGUCAUAUUGCUGAUGCACUUCUUUUUCUUAAAUCACAAAAUAUUCUUCAUCGAGAUGUUAAACCAUCUAAUAUCUUAUUAAAUCAAAAUCCUAUCAUAUUUAAACUUUGUGAUUUUGGUAUAUGUGGUCGAUUGAUUGAUUCAGUCACAGGUACAAUGACGAAAGGAACACGAAUUUAUUUAGCGCCUGAACGAAUCGAUGGAAAUUUAUCACCUCAUGGAUAUGGUAUACGAUCAGACAUGUGGGCAUUAGGUCUUUCUAUUGUGGAAAUAGCUACAAAUAAACAUCCAUUUUUUCAAAUGAUAGAGCCGGCUAUUUUAAUUAUGAUUGAAACAUGGAUACCUGAGUUACCACCAAAUAUAUCAGCAGAAUUACAAGAACUUGUCUUUUGGUUACUAAAACGAAAACAAGAAGAUCGACCGGCAAAAUAUGAAUAUAUUUUAGCAUCACCUGCCAUACAAUCAUUACCAACAGAAGUAACUAACGAAGAAGCUGAAAUGGUAAAAACUGUUAUUGAGCAUACACCGCAAGUAUAUGAAAAUUUCAAUUAA
Messenger RNA from Rotaria sp. Silwood1, 1080 nucleotides. The record is from the annotation of a GenBank genome assembly. NCBI's taxonomy places the organism in Eukaryota, Metazoa, Rotifera, Eurotatoria, Philodinida, Philodinidae.